AUGCAGCCGUUGAUUGAUGAGUUAAAGUUAUUGUGGCAUCAAGGUGUUGAAACCUAUGAUAUAUCAACUAAACAGAACUUCAGAUUGCGUGCUGCGCUAAUGUGGACUAUAAAUGAUUUUCCUGCUUAUGGAAUGCUAUCCCGGUGGUCGACUGCUGGAAAGUUAGCCUGCCCGACUUGCAUGGAAGACACAAAAGUGUUCACUUUGAAACAUGGAGGUAAGAACACAUGGUUUGACUGUCACCGUCGUUUCUUGCCAAUGGAUCAUGAAUUUAGGAAAAAUUCUAGUGCAUUUAUGAAGAAUCAAACUGAUUAUGAAGAGCCACCUUCAGUCUUGUCGCCAGAAGAAAUUUGGAACAGAGUUAGGGAUCUACCUAAGGUAGCAGAGUCUCCAUUGCCUAAUAAGAUACCUGGUUAUGGUGUUACCCAUAACUGGACUAAACAGAGCAUAUUUUGGGAGUUACCUUAUUGGAAGCAUAAUCUUCUAAGGCAUAAUCUUGACGUCAUGCACAUUGAGAAGAACUUUUUUGAUAACUUAUUUAAUACUGUGAUGGAUGUCAAUAACAAGACAAAAGAUAACUUGAAGGCCGGGAUGGACUUGAAGGAAUAUUGUAGGCGAAGUGAGUUGUACCUUACAUACUUGAACAACAAGAUUCAGAAGCCCAAUGCUAGUUACACAUUCACUUUGGAUGAGAGAAGAGAGAUUUGUCAGUGGGUUAAGAAUUUAAGUAUGCCAGAUGGAUAUGCGUCAAACUUAUAUAGGAGUGUUGACAUGAAAGAAGGGAAGUUGAUGUCAAUGAAAAGACAUGAUUGUCACAAUUUCAUGGAAUCAUUGAUGCCUAUUGCGUUCAAUGCCUUGCCUGAUAGAAUAUGGAAGCCUAUCACAGAGAUAAGCUUAUUUUUUAAGGAGUUGUAUUCUAGCACAUUGAGGGUGGAGAAUCUAACUUACAUGGAGAGUAAUAUUCACUUAACUUUAAAUAAGUUGGCAAAAAAUUUUCCUCUUGGUUUCUUCGAUAUAAUGGAGCAUCUUCCAAUUCACCUUGCGCAAGAGGCACGACUUAGAGGGCCAGUUCAGUAUAGAUGGAUGUAUCCAUUUGAGAGGAUUAUUGGCAAAUGUAAGCGGACUGUGAAAAAUAGAUCGAGAAUUGAGGGAUCGAUAUGUGAGGCAUAUCUGGCUAAAGAAACUUCUUAUUUUUGUUCAUAUUAUUUUGGACAUAAUGUGCCAUGUUUGAGAAAUAAACCCAAUCGACAUGACGAUGGAGGAAGUAAUGAUCCUACAGCACCACCAUUUUCCAUAUUCAAUCAACCAGGAAAAGGUGGUCCAAAAAGUAGUUCAAAGCGAAUUUUGACUGAGAAGGAACUAGAGUCAGCUACAACACAUGUACUAUUGAAUUGCCCCGAGGUCCAACCUUAUUAUAGUUACUUUGUGGGUACAUAUGGGCAGAAUGCUGUUUAUCCUAGGUUUUCAAAGUGGUUUAGAGAAUUUGUUCAUAAUCCAGCUAAUGGCAUAUAUGAUCAAUUUAUGCAUGAUAUAGCUUGGAGACCUGAUCCUAGAGUCAAAAAGAUAUCUAGGUAUUGUGUUAAUGGGUACAAGUUCCAUACAGAAGAAUGGUCUAAGGGCAAGAAAACCAAUAAUAGUGGAGUGUGGGUGAAAGGUGAGGGGGAUGUUGAUUAUUAUGGUGUGAUUCAAGAGAUUUUAGAACUCGAGUACAGUGUUGGUUAG
This is a messenger RNA of Nicotiana attenuata, 1722 nucleotides long. RefSeq lists its product as uncharacterized. Bases 1 to 1722 code for a protein of 573 amino acids. The record is from RefSeq and is a predicted model, not a curated record. The transcript is spliced from 4 exons. Lineage: Eukaryota; Viridiplantae; Streptophyta; Magnoliopsida; Solanales; Solanaceae.